Hippopotamus amphibius kiboko is the source of this 1964-nucleotide messenger RNA. It is a transcript of the gene RSAD2, whose product is annotated as radical S-adenosyl methionine domain containing 2. The record is from RefSeq and is a predicted model, not a curated record. Gene Ontology annotation, cellular component: endoplasmic reticulum membrane; lipid droplet; mitochondrion. The transcript is spliced from 6 exons. NCBI's taxonomy places the organism in Eukaryota, Metazoa, Chordata, Mammalia, Artiodactyla, Hippopotamidae. Gene Ontology annotation, molecular function: 4 iron, 4 sulfur cluster binding; catalytic activity. Bases 18 to 1106 code for a protein of 362 amino acids. Gene Ontology annotation, biological process: positive regulation of immune response; defense response to virus.
UCAGGGCACCCGUCAUCAUGUGGAUGCUGGUACCCGUGGCGUCUGCUCUCAAGCUGCUGAGCGCCUUCGUGCAGCCCCUGGGCUCCCUGUGGAGCAGCCUGGGGCCCCUGUUCCUCUGGCUCAGGGCAGCACUCUGCGGGGCAGGGGGCGAGAGGGGCCGGCCGCAGCGGGGCAGGAGGGAACCCGGGGACACCAGCAGGGAGGAGGAAGAGACCAGCGAUCCGCCCACCACCCCCACCAGCGUUAAUUAUCACUUCACCCGGCAGUGCAACUACAAGUGCGGCUUCUGCUUCCACACGGCCAAGACAUCCUUCGUGCUGCCGCUGGAGGAGGCCAAGAGAGGCUUGCUGCUGCUGAAGGAAGCGGGAAUGGAGAAGAUCAACUUCUCCGGCGGAGAGCCCUUCCUCCAGGACCGCGGCGAGUACCUGGGCCAGCUGGUGAAGUUCUGCAAACAGGAGAUGCAGCUGCCCAGUGUUAGCAUCGUGAGCAACGGGAGUCUGAUCCGGGAGAGGUGGUUCCAGAAGUACGGUGAAUAUUUGGACAUUCUCGCCAUCUCCUGUGACAGCUUUGACGAGCAGGUCAAUGUCCUUAUUGGCCGUGGUCAAGGAAAGAAAAACCACGUGGAAAAUCUCCAGAAACUGAGGAUGUGGUGUAAGGACUACAAAGUGGCCUUCAAGAUAAACUCUGUCAUCAAUCGAUUCAACGUGGACGAGGAUAUGAAGGAACAGAUUAAAGCCCUGAACCCCGUCCGCUGGAAGGUCUUCCAGUGCCUCAUAAUUGAGGGUGAGAAUUCUGGAGAAGAUGCUCUGAGAGAAGCAGAGCGGUUCGUGAUCAGCGACGAAGAGUUUGAAGGGUUCUUGGACCGCCACAAAGACGUGUCCUGCCUGGUGCCCGAGUCUAACCAGAAGAUGAGAGAUUCCUACCUUAUUCUGGAUGAAUAUAUGCGCUUCCUGAACUGUAGAAAUGGGCGGAAGGAUCCUUCCAAGUCCAUCCUGGAUGUUGGCGUAGAAGAAGCUAUAAAAUUCAGUGGCUUUGAUGAAAAGAUGUUUCUAAAGCGAGGAGGAAAAUACGUCUGGAGCAAGGCGGACCUGAAGCUGGACUGGUAAAGCUGACAGCUGAACAGGCUGCACCCACUCGUGCGAGCCACCCUGGGACUCGGCAAGGGGCUGCUCUGCUUCCCAAGGGCACCACUCAGGGGCCCCAAAUCCUCUGUUCGGUCUGAUUGUCUGUGGGACUGAACACAAACGCAACUGAGAGAGUCAAAAUCCUCAGAUCAUACAAGACCAUUUUUAGGCAAUGAGCUUAUUCUGGAUUUAGUUUUUUAGUAGUAUUGACUGUGAUGCCCAUAUUUCCAUUUGGAAGUUAUCUUUCUAGAAGUCCUUUCAUUUGAUAGCUAUUUUCCCAUCUGGAAACGUUGCAAAUUAUCUCCACGAUUAUUUCUGCUUGUGGUGAGGCGCUCUGCUUUUCAGCCUCUCUGUCACUGCAAUCUUGGACUUUUAACCCGGAAGUUUAGAAACAUUCCAUCCAUACUUCAAAGAAUAAGAAACGAUCUUUUUAUCAGGCUUUGAUAAGCACCUAGAAGGAGGUAACCCAUCUCUCCGCUCGCAUGGCCCUGGCCCACGCUGCCUGUUUCAGGAACGUGAGCCAUCCCUGCGAUUCCCCUUUCUCUUCCGGGAUUCUUAACAAACCCAAGGCAUGCUUCACAUUUCGUGAUGAAGUUGACAUGGGGUCAGGGCUUGGGCUACGGUGUGAAGCAACAGAGUCUAUCAAGCAGCAACAUAUGAGCUUAUUCGCUUGGUUUUCCCCACAUCCCUGAAACGUGACAGUUUCCUGGGCUGGCAUGAACCCAUCUGCAGAAACAGCGGGCAGACAUGGGGCAAAGGGCGUCGCAUGGAGCAGAGUGUAGGAUGGACCUGGAUUUUGUGUAAAUGAAGCUGGGGCACAAUAUCAUAUUUCCUAUUUAA